Molecule: messenger RNA, 3279 nt
Organism: Penicillium antarcticum
Lineage: Eukaryota; Fungi; Ascomycota; Eurotiomycetes; Eurotiales; Aspergillaceae
Exons: 3
Coding region: 1-3279 (1092 amino acids)
Source: RefSeq, a predicted model, not a curated record
AUGUACGGCCAGUCGAAUCGCCCUGAUCCUCCAUCGCAGCCUGAAUGGCGACUUCCACCGCGUUCGGGUGCGGAUACAACCACGUGGGGAGUGCGGUUCAACCAGAGCCAUGCUCCACCGUUGCCGCCUCGACCUUCCAGCACCAAUGAGCAGCCAUACUCCCAUGCUCAGUCGCAUUCGCAGUCACCGGCCGUGAAUACUGGUCCUCAAUAUGGGUUCCAACCCCCUGUCGCUCACCCUUCUCUGCCUCCAUACACACCAAAUCUCCCAGCCGGUGUCCCUCCGCCGCCACCAAAGAUCCCUCAGAAUGCGCCAACCCAGCAAAGUGCCCGCCCAGAACGGCCUCCGCUUCUUGCCCAAGGCUCCGGGCCAGCUGCGAUGACUGGAUCUUAUGUAUUCCGGCCUGCGUCUCUCAUCAAUACGAGCGCGCCACCUACGGGCGCAUCGGCCUUGGGGCCGGGCACGCCCUCGGACUGGGAGCACUUUGGUCCAACUCCCGGAGAUUUUGAUGACGCGGCUUGGUUCCCACCAAGACAGACUUCUCCGCCCCAGGAUGUGGCUCUGCCAUCUCCAAGCAUCUCAGGUGCUUUGACCAAUAUACCUGCAGCAAACGAGCACUCGCAGUUUAUCCGUCCGAGAACGGAUACAGGUGAGACGAUUCCAAGUGACAGCUCUGGUGUCCAUGGGUCGGGAAAUGGCAGUUUAGAUUCUCCUAUCAGUCCAUGUACAACCCAAGGGGUGCAAACGCCGCCUCCACCGACCCGUGUGGAUAGUGACAAAUCCGCUGUCUCUGCCGGUGGACGUCCGGGAAGUAUUGAUAAUGUGAUAGAUGCCUGGGCUCGCCCAUUAUCACCUCCCUCUCAACCAGUACAACCCGGGCUCCAGGUUCCGACAUCACAACCACAGGGUUUCUCUCAAUUUGACCAUGCUAUUCCAGCCAAGGAUCCUGAAUCGGCACAGACUGUUGCACCGCCUGCUGAGAACUUGAGGCCAAGCUCGACCGUUCCUAUGCCCCAUAUUCAAACACCUGUAAAUGAAGCUGCAUCCAAAAAGCCAGACCCUUUCGAAGAUCUGGACCCUUGGUCCCAAUCGUCCUUGGAACGCUAUGUUGCCAUGCUACGCAAGGAAGCAGUGGCAGAUUUGGAUGAAGAGCGAUACAAGAUCUUUACAGCAUUUAUGGCAAAGGAGACGAAACUCCGAGAGAUCCUCUAUAAUAUCGAGCAUGAUGAGUCUGAGAGCUCCCCAGAACCUCGCAGAGCCUCUAGCUCUGUGUCUCGAUCGCCAUUGCCAAGACUUGAUGAAGACGGGCCCGCCUUUGACACAGGUUUGAUACCCGUCUCAUCGGAGGAUAACCCGGCCCCCUCAGUGACAGCAGCAACAGAAGACGGGGAUGGAGAUGAUGCUGACGAUGUCGGCAGUGAGUAUAGUGCAGGCGGACGACCCAAUAUCGCCAAGCAAGCCCGGAGGGGCUCGCAGUUCCAGUCAAAGCUGUCUGCACUGCCUUCGGGCUCAGAGCCAGAUAAACGACUCUCAUCGUUUUCUUUUUCUUCGGAUGUACAGAAGCAACCUUUGGAGCCUCUAAACAGCAAUCCUCCACGACCUAUCUAUACCCCAUUCCAGUAUACAGAAGGCCCUCAACGAGGCUCAGACAACCUCAAGUUUGAUCGCCCGGCUUACGAGGCUUAUUCUGAUCUACGGCAGGCAUCUGCUGUGAGUGGGCGGGUUAUGUCAAACGUACCAGCCUCCACAUCUCAUCCGAGAGCCAACACCACUUCUCCGAUUCAAAAUGAACGGGACGAGACUUUCCUCGGCCUCAUCCGUCACAAAAGCACCGCCUACUCUAACUCGUCCGGUCGAAGCUCUGCGCCACCCCAGGCUCUACCGGAGUCUCUGCGAAAGGGCCGGGCAACCAACCUUGUAGAAGAGCUACGCACAAUGGUCUGGACACCUUUAGACAAGCAAUCUGAAAGCUCGUGGCAUAUCACAACUCGGGAAGGGCUUGACAAAUUCUCUGAUGAUUUCACUUACAUCCAGCGCACAAUCGAUAGGUGGGAAGCAGCUGCAAAAGUCCGACGACGCAAACUGGAUGAAGAGCGCAUACUUCGACAAGAGGAAUCAGAGGAGCAUAUUGACGAUCUCUUCAAUGGAAAGGAGAUUGGUUAUGCGGAUAUCAACACCUUGGAAGAAGAUUUCCGCCAGACGGAAGCUCGAGUCCAGCUGGAAGAGGAACGACGCGAAGUCGAAGAUUUCACAAUGCAAGUCUUCAAUCCCUUGGACGAGGGGUUGAAAGAGGCGAUCUCGGCACUUCGCAAAUCCUACGACUCUGCCCUCGGCCAGCUUGACCGUGAUCAGAAAGGCAAUGGCUCUCCAACUGAGAAAUCCAGCCCAUCUGUGACUAUGAACAUGGUCAAUGACAUCCACAACAAACUCGAGAUUCGAUUCCAGAAACGUCUCGAAAUCGCACUUGAUUGUGAGCGGCGACGCAAAAAGGCAGAGCGACGACCACUCGUUUUCAUGGGCGAUAUGGCUAGCCUGCGAAAACUGGAUGGUGAAUUUGAUCAGAUGGAACGGCGCAAUAUUCUGGAGGCAUGCAAGGACCGAGAUGACCGAGCCAACCGACUCAUGGAUUCCUUCGAUGAUGCAAUCCUACACGGGCUAGGUAUGAAUCAGAGCCUCCUAGACGAGGUUGCUUCGAAAGCAGCCCAGCUAGAUCUCACCGCCCUCCGUGCCUCCAGUCUACCUGAUUCUGAACUUGAACAGAUUCUCAAGUCUGCGGCGACUUUUGCAGCGUCACUGCGCGCCGACUCGGAGGCAAUUCUUCGCAGCUCGGGGGUUGCGGACAUGGCUCUCAACGACGCCGAUUACGGGGUCUCCGUCGCCGAGGCACGGUAUGCCAACUCGGACCCGGAUAUCUUCCGUCGGCUCGGGGAUGAGAAGAAGAAGGAAGAUGAGACUCUCCAGAAAGAUCUAGAUUCAAAGUUGCAGAGCAUCCAGAAGGGGCCUGUGCGCAUCAAGUCCACUAUUGAUCGCCUACUUCUUGAUCUGAAGAAUGCUCCUCCAGCAGCUCCGGUCUCUCCAAUUGAGCGCCACUCUGCCUCAACGACUCCAGUUACGGACGUGCCCUUGCCUCCGAGCCUGCGCCCUUCCACUGUUGUUCCUGCUUCCGCAUCAAGCCCCAAGAUUGUGGUUCAAAACGCGGAUGAAGACUCGGAGCACAAAGAGAGACUUCGCAGAGCGCUGGAAGAAGCCAAGAAGCGUAAUGCCAGCAGAGGCAAUUGA